AUGACCACGGAGAUCUACGAGGAUGAUCACUUCGACCCCGGCAAAGAGGCUGGGGGCGCAGGGGACCGAGAGUUACGAUGGCUCGUGGAGGAGAUAGUGAAGCCGCAACUUCCGAAUGUAAUCGACAACAUCGAGGCAUGCCUGGCGCAGCUGGUGAGCGACGAGACCUUCAAGAUGCCCAUCAGCAACGGCGCGAGCGACGACACACAACCGAUGAUGCGAGGCACGCUGUCGCGCAAACAGGGCCGCAUUGUGGACUUCCAGGCGCUGGUGCGGUUCCCGCAGUUCCACAGGGGCAAGACCGUGAUGUACAAGAUGAAGGAGCAGGGCGGGGAGUUCCCCCUGCAGCAGAUUGAGACGAUAUGUACGAGCCUAUACAAGGUGCUGGACCUGCUGGACGAGCUGCUGUCGCUGGCGGACAUGCAGCAGUUUGUGGAGCGGUUCGGAGAGCUCCUGGUACUGCUGACGCGGGCCAUCAGCGUACUGGAGAACCCGCCGCACGUGCUGCUGUUCCCGGAGGACAACAACACGGCGGUCAAGACGAUGUUCCACGAGAACACGCAGUGCGAGUCGACGCACCACCUGGUGAGCAUCGAGCUUGUGCUCUUCAAGAACGAGCUGAUGAUCGAGUUCCGCAACCUCGUCAAGGUCACGAAGCGCCCAUGGUGCCAGGUGGACCCGGCGACCGGCACGUCAUUCGUCGACCGGCUGCGCCAGCGGCUGCGCACGCAGCGCCACGUUCCCAUCAAAGCUGUCAUGGAGGAGGAGGGCGUGCAGAUCGAGGAGCCCUCGUUAGUCACCAGCCUCAUCUCGCACCUGAAUACCAACGGCGAGCGCAUCACGCUCGCCGGUGCGCAGGACCUCCUCAACCGCUGCGUCACCUUCGAUGGUCGCGUCGUCAUGGAGUGCGAGAAGGUCACCGUGCGGACCAGCGACCCGGGACUCAUCUGCGUCAGCACCAAGCUCAACGCUCUGGUCUCGCGCCUCAGCACCCACUAUACAAACCUCCGCGUCAUGUAG
This is a messenger RNA of Eremothecium gossypii ATCC 10895, 1020 nucleotides long. RefSeq names its product Rav2p (gene RAV2). Bases 1 to 1020 code for a protein of 339 amino acids. The record is from RefSeq and is marked provisional. The transcript has a single exon. Gene Ontology annotation, cellular component: RAVE complex. Lineage: Eukaryota; Fungi; Ascomycota; Saccharomycetes; Saccharomycetales; Saccharomycetaceae.